CGCUCCCCCUGCUGCCCCGGCAUGACUCAGCCGCAUCGGCCGCCAGGAUGAAGAGCUGCUACCCAGGGGCAGCUUGGGUGAUCCUGGCAGGCCUGUGGCUAGCAGCAAGCGAAUCACAGCCCCCGGGGUGCCAGGACUGUGCCGUGCUGCCAGGGCGGCAGGUCCUGGUGCAGCCACCCACCCGCCUGCGGAGGUUGGCUGCCAGACCCCCCUGCCCCUCUGGCAUGAACUGGAUUGAGGGAGCUCGUCAGUGCUGUGCCCAGUGUCCUGCAGGGAUGUUCCUGGUCAGACCCUGCUCGAGCCAUGGUAAUGACACCGUCUGUGCCCCCUGCCCCCCUGGAACCUUCCGCACCCUACCCAACACCUUCACCAAAUGCCAGGCUUGCUACGAAUGCGCCCGCCAAGACUUCCAGAGCGUGCUCAGCAACUGCUCAGCCACCAGCAAUGUCGUCUGUGGCUGUGAGCCUGGCCGCUUCCGUGACUGCCUCGACGAACACUGCACCGAGUUCUCCUGUCGACAGUGCCAGCCCUGCACUGGGCAGCUCAUCCAGCGACCCUGCUCGGAGGAGCAGGACACGCUCUGUGGCAGCUGCAAACCUGAUUUCUAUGCUGAGGGCAGCGAGUGCCGGCCAUGCCACACGAGCACCCCGGAGACAUGCAGCAAGGAGUGCCAGCGGGUGUGUGGUGUUGGCCGAGGCUUAGGGCUGGAGUACAUCCUGCUGGUGCUCACUGGGCCCCUCUUCCUGGGCGCCCUUGUUAUUUACCACAAGAGGAAGCGGUUCCGGCACGAUGCCCUGCCAACCAGCCCCCUGCCAGCAGCACAGGUAGCCACCUCCAGGGCUGGGGCUGUGGCCACGUCAUGCUGCCAGGUUAGUGCCCAGGGUUGGGACCAUCUGCACUGGACCCAGAUGUGCUUCCCACAGGAAAUGGAGCAUGACAUGAGCAAGGCAUGGAGCAGACUCAAGCCCCAAGCCUUACUCCAGGAGCAGCCCAGCAGCGUUGAACGACUGGGUGGUGAGGUGGAGCCCUCUGCCCCUUCAGAGCCCCACAGCACCCUGCUGCAGGGCAGCCAGCUCUACGCUGUCAUUGACGCGGUGCCGGUGAGGCGCUGGAAGGAGUUCAUGCGGGUGCUGGAGCUGCGGGAGGCUGAGAUUGAUCUGGUGGAGCUAGAGGUGGUUCACAUCCGUGACCAGCAGUAUGAGAUGUUGAAGCGCUGGUGCCAGCAGACCAGUGCCACGCUUGACCGUGUCUUUGCUGCCCUGGAGCGCAUGGAACUGGCCGGCUGCGCCGAAGCGCUGCGCCAGAGGCUGCUGGAGGGACCCUGACCCUGGCACUGCCACCUGGCACCUUCCUGGGUGCCUCAGCCAACCCAUACCCCUAAGUAUUGUUACUUAUGACGUGUAGACAUUUUAUGUCAGUUUUAUGUCCCCUCCCACCGCCCUCUCCUAUUUAUGUCCCCCAGCUCGCAGAGCCAGGGGGACCCUGCACCCUGGCACGUUGGCUGCCAGGCUGCUUGUGGGAUGAGUGGGUGCUGACCCUGCCAAAAACCCAUGGGAUAGUUCUCGAGGCCGCCCGCUGCCAGGCGUGCCUGCCCCUGCCCCAAUAAAGUGGUGUG
Calypte anna (Anna's hummingbird) is the source of this 1615-nucleotide messenger RNA. RefSeq names its product TNF receptor superfamily member 25 (gene TNFRSF25). Bases 48 to 1325 code for a protein of 425 amino acids. Lineage: Eukaryota; Metazoa; Chordata; Aves; Apodiformes; Trochilidae. Gene Ontology annotation, cellular component: plasma membrane. Gene Ontology annotation, molecular function: protein binding. Gene Ontology annotation, biological process: signal transduction. The transcript has 7 exons. The record is from RefSeq and is a predicted model, not a curated record.